UUUCCAGUGAGAAUUUAUUGUCCACCCGACCCUGGGGCAGACAAAGCAUUUUAGUGCUGGUUUGACAUCCGAAAAAGUUGUACUUAUUGCAUCGAUAAUGGUUGCAGUUGCUCCUAGAAUACGAUUCAGCGAUAUUGUUAAAGAGUACCUUUUUAAUUCGACUAUUCAUGGGGUGAAGUUUAUAGCCGAUGAUUCGUACCAUGUUGCGGAAAGAAUUUUCUGGAUCAUCUGCGUCAUCGUGUCCUGGUUCGGGUCCGCACUGCUAAUCGACGCCUCGCUGGAAGCCUUCCGCACCAAUGCCAUUUCGUUCGUGGUCGAGACCAACUACCGGGACUGGGACACCAAAUUCCCGGCCAUCGUGGUCUGCGAAAUGCGCAACAUGGAGCGCAUACAAAUGGUGGCCGAUGAGCUAUGGGGAGAAGAUCACGACUUUGCACUGGAGGAAGUUCUGAACGAGAUCGGAUAUUUUCGGGGGGAAUCUUACCAUACCGUGAAUGAGUGUCACGGUGAUGAACCGGCGGAAAAUUGUUUCUUCAGCAACUUUUCGCACUACGCUCGAUUGGUUCGGAGUUCCUGUGAGGACACCUUGGCCGAGUGUUACUGGAACGAUGAACCGUUUGACUGCUGCAAGUACUUCAUCCCGAUGGAAACCGAGCUGGGUCUGUGCUAUGCGGUCAAUUCGAUACAAACGGGAGUGAAGAAUCCACCUAGGUUGAACAUGAUUUCGAAUAAGUACACCGGUCCGGGAAAACUUAAGGUUCAAGUACUGACCGAAUCCUACAUCUACACGUUGGGCGAGGAAGAUGUGCCGAAUCUGAUCACUCCAAAGUCGGAUGUCUUGCUGGUGGAUUAUUACAUUGCGUACAAGCGCCAAAUCUCAAUCAAGGACAUUGAAAACGAUUCCGAAACUACUCAGGUUAGUGUCGAUCAGCGGAAAUGCCGCUUUCCGGAGGAGAACAUUCUUAAUGUUCACGAUUACUACAGCUACAGCGCGUGUUCCGUUCAGUGCCGGAAGGACAAACAACUGGCCAUCUGUAAUUGUACCAGUCACCUGAUGCCGAAUAUGGGUGAGUUUCCUGAAGAAGAAAAACAACGUAGGAACUUCAUCACUAUUCUAAGUCCAGAUCCCUCUCUGAAGUGCAACAUCACCGGGCUGGUGUGUCUGAAUACCCACUACGAGGAGCUGACGAUUGUGAUCCCAAAGUGGUCUACCGGCAAGAAGGGCGUCGUCUGUGACUGUCUGCCGUCCUGUACCGAGGUGGACAUUUCGGUGGUCCAUGAUUGGCGCGAAAGUAUCUACCACAACCCGGAAAACCGCUUCUCGACCAUCGAGAUUGGGCUUUCGGCUCUGCCAACGGAGCGCUACAAACGGAAUGUGGUACGCGGUCGGCUCGAUCUGGUCGUCUCGAUAGGAGGCACAACCGGGCUGUUUGUGGGGGCCAGUCUGCUGUCGUUCGUGGAGAUUUUAUACUACUUCACGAUUCGUCCCUACGGGACGGUUUUAAUGAGAAACAGGGAAACGCUGCCGCCACUGCCGCAAAACUAGGCUUGGAAAAACGUAUUGAUACGAAAUGCUGAAAGAUAAACAAGCAACUCUAGACCAUCGGCAGUAUAUUUGCAUUCGAAAAACUAGGAGGAAUUGCUACCGUUUUGAGAGAGAAGAUUGCUUUUUGCACAAAUCGUGUUACAUCACCAGUGAUAGAUAUGGAGGUUUUUAUUGAAAACAAAAUAUAAAUUAUGAAAUUAAAGCUUCCUCCAUUCAUGAAUCACGUGAACCAGAAUAUAUC
Uranotaenia lowii is the source of this 1787-nucleotide messenger RNA. Its product is annotated as sodium channel protein Nach. Bases 98 to 1546 code for a protein of 482 amino acids. Gene Ontology annotation, biological process: sodium ion transmembrane transport. The transcript has 5 exons. Lineage: Eukaryota; Metazoa; Arthropoda; Insecta; Diptera; Culicidae. The record is from RefSeq and is a predicted model, not a curated record. Gene Ontology annotation, cellular component: membrane. Gene Ontology annotation, molecular function: ligand-gated sodium channel activity.